AUGGGGGACCUAGUAGGGCGCAAAGUAUUCAAAGUAUUCAACCAAGAUUUUAUCGUCGACGAGAGAUAUACUGUCACAAAAGAGCUGGGCCAGGGUGCAUAUGGGAUCGUAUGCGCCGCGACGAAUACGCAAACCGGAGAAGGAGUGGCUAUCAAGAAGGUGACAAAUGUCUUCAGCAAGAAGAUCCUGGCGAAGCGCGCUCUGCGUGAGAUCAAACUCCUCCAGCACUUCCGGGGUCACAGGAAUAUUACCUGUCUGUAUGACAUGGACAUUCCACGGCCAGACAACUUUAACGAGACGUAUCUCUAUGAAGAAUUGAUGGAAUGCGAUCUGGCGGCUAUCAUCCGAUCCGGACAACCUUUGACGGACGCACACUUCCAAUCCUUCAUAUAUCAGAUCUUGUGUGGUCUGAAGUACAUCCACUCGGCAAACGUUCUGCACAGGGACUUGAAACCCGGAAAUCUGCUCGUCAAUGCCGAUUGCGAACUGAAAAUCUGCGAUUUCGGCCUGGCCAGAGGAUUCUCGCAAGACCCCGAAGAGAAUGCUGGAUACAUGACCGAAUAUGUCGCGACUCGAUGGUAUCGUGCUCCGGAGAUUAUGCUGAGCUUCCAGAGCUACACCAAAGCUAUUGAUGUCUGGUCCGUUGGCUGUAUCUUGGCCGAGCUGCUGGGUGGCCGGCCCUUCUUCAAAGGCCGUGACUACGUUGACCAGCUGAACCAAAUCCUCCACUACCUCGGCACUCCGAACGAGGAGACGUUGUCUAGGAUAGGCUCACCUCGUGCCCAGGAAUACGUCCGCAACCUUCCCUACAUGCCUAAGAUUCCCUUCCAACGACUAUUCCCACAAGCGAACCCGGACGCACUUGACCUGCUGGAUCGAAUGCUGGCAUUUGAUCCGUCUUCUCGUAUUUCGGUCGAGGAGGCUCUUGAGCACAGGUAUCUCCACAUUUGGCACGAUGCUUCCGACGAGCCUGCUUGCCCCAAAACGUUCGACUUCGCCUUCGAGGUCGUCGAUGACGUCCAGGAAAUGCGCAAGAUGAUUCUCGACGAGGUCAUGAGGUUCCGUCAUCAUGUGCGCCAUCAGCCUUCUCAGACAACCUCGACCAAUAUCGCCGUGCCCAUUCCUGAGAAUCCCACACAGUGGCGUCAAGAAGAUCCGAGACCACAGGAACCUGAUGCCGCUAUCGGUAAUGACCUCGAGCAUGAAUUGCAAGUAGGUGCAGAUAUGAUGAGACGAUAG
Messenger RNA from Exophiala dermatitidis NIH/UT8656, 1239 nucleotides. Its product is annotated as mitogen-activated protein kinase spm1. The transcript has 5 exons. The record is from RefSeq and is a predicted model, not a curated record. NCBI's taxonomy places the organism in Eukaryota, Fungi, Ascomycota, Eurotiomycetes, Chaetothyriales, Herpotrichiellaceae. Gene Ontology annotation, cellular component: nucleus; cytoplasm. Gene Ontology annotation, biological process: intracellular signal transduction; protein phosphorylation. The coding region runs from base 1 to 1239 and encodes 412 amino acids. Gene Ontology annotation, molecular function: ATP binding; MAP kinase activity.